GUAAAUGCCCCAGACAUGAGCCAGCCCAGGCCCCGCUACGUGGUAGACAGAGCCGCAUACUCUCUCACCCUCUUCGACGAUGAGUUUGAGAAGAAGGACCGGACGUACCCACUGGGAGAGAAACUUCAAAACACCUUCAGAUGUUCCUCAGCCAAGAUCAAAACCGUGGUGUUUGGGCUGUUCCCUGUGCUCUCCUGGCUUCCCAAGUACAAGAUCAAAGACUACCUGGUCCCCGACCUGCUGGGAGGCCUCAGUGGUGGAUGCAUCCAGGUCCCACAAGGCAUGGCAUUUGCUCUGCUGGCCAACCUUCCUGCAGUCAACGGCCUCUACUCCUCCUUCUUCCCCCUCCUGACCUACUUCUUCCUGGGGGGCGUACACCAGAUGGUGCCAGGUACCUUUGCCGUUAUCAGCAUCCUGGUGGGUAACAUCUGUCUGCAGCUGGCCCCAGAAUCGAAAUUCCGGGUCUUCAACAACGCCACCAAUGAGAGCUAUGUGGACACAGCGGCCAUGGAGGCCGAGAGGCUGCACGUGUCGGCGACACUAGCCUGCCUGACUGCCAUCAUCCAGAUGGGCCUGGGCUUCGUACAGUUUGGCUUCGUGGCCAUCUACCUCUCCGAGUCCUUCAUCCGGGGCUUCAUGACAGCCGCUGGCCUGCAGAUCCUGAUCUCGGUGCUCAAGUACAUCUUUGGACUGACCAUCCCCUCCUACGCAGGCCCAGGGUCCAUCGUCUUUACCUUCAUUGACAUUUGCAAAAACCUCCCCCACACCAACAUUGCCUCGCUCAUCUUCGCCCUCAUCAGCGGUGCCUUCCUGAUGCUGGUGAAGGAACUCAAUGCUCGCUACAUGCACAAGAUCCGCUUCCCCAUCCCUACAGAGAUGAUCGUGGUGGUGGUGGCAACAGCUAUCUCCGGGAGCUAUAAGAUGCCCAAAAAGUAUCACAUGCAGAUUGUGGGAGAGAUCCAACACGGGUUCCCCACUCCCGUGUCGCCUGUGGUUUCUCAGUGGAAGGAUAUGAUUGGCACAGCCUUCUCUCUGGCCAUCGUGGGCUACGUCAUCAACCUGGCUAUGGGCCGGACCCUGGCCAGCAAGCACGGCUAUGAUGUGGAUUCCAACCAGGAGAUGAUCGCCCUGGGCUGCAGCAACUUCUUUGGCUCCUUCUUUAAAAUCCAUGUCAUUUGCUGUGCUCUUUCCGUCACUCUGGCUGUGGAUGGAGCUGGAGGAAAAUCCCAGGUGGCGAGCCUGUGCGUGUCUCUGGUGGUGAUGAUCACUAUGCUGGUCCUGGGGUCCUAUCUGUACGCCCUCCCCAAGUCUGUGCUAGGAGCCCUGAUAGCUGUCAACCUCAAGAACUCCCUCAAGCAACUUGCCGACCCCUACUACUUGUGGAGGAAGAGCAAGCUGGACUGUUGUAUCUGGGUGGUGAGCUUCCUCUCCUCCUUCUUCCUGAGCCUGCCAUACGGUGUGGCAGUGGGUGUCGCCUUCUCCAUCCUGGUUGUGGUCUUCCAGACCCAGUUUCGGAACGGCUACACUUUGGCCCAGGUCGUGGACACUGACAUUUAUGUGAAUCCCAAGACCUACAACAGGGCCCAGGAAAUCAAGGGGAUCAAGAUAGUCACUUACUGCUCCCCUCUCUACUUCGCCAACUCUGAGAUCUUCAGGCAAAAGGUCAUUGCCAAGACAGGUGUGGACCCCCAGAAAGUGUUGCUUGCUAAGCAAAAAUACCUCAAGAGGCAAGAGAAGGGGAGAAGGAUGCCCACACAACAGAGGAAGUCUCUAUUCAUGAAAACUAAGACUGUCUCCCUGCAGGAGCUCCAGCAGGACUUUGAGAACGCCUUCCCAACCGACCCCAACAACAACCAGACGCCUGCUAACGGCGCCAGUGUGUCCUACAUCACCUUCAGCCCUGACAGUUCCCCAGCUGCCCAUUGUGAGCCACCGGCCUCUGCUGAGAUCCCCGUUGAACCCAGUGACGUGCUGGCCGGCGUCCCACCCUUUGUCACCUUCCACACCCUCAUCCUCGACAUGAGUGGGGUCAGCUUUGUGGACUUGAUGGGCAUCAAAGCCCUGGCCAAGCUGAGUUCCACCUAUGGGAAGAUCGGUGUGAAGGUCUUCUUGGUGAACAUUCAUGCCCAGGUGUACAACGACAUCAGCCAUGGAGGUGUCUUUGAAGAUGGGUGUCUAGCACGCAACCACGUCUUUCCCAGCAUACACGAUGCAGUCCUCUUUGCCCAGGCCAAUGCCAGAGAAGUGGCCCCAGGACGUGACUUUCGAGGGGCUCCAGUGGACCCUGAGCUCUCUUUGUACGAUUCGGAGGAGGAGAGCUCCAGCUACUGGGACUUAGAGCAGGAGAUGUUCGGGAGCAUGUUCCAUGCAGAAACCCUGACCGCCCUGUGA
Molecule: messenger RNA, 2391 nt
Organism: Diceros bicornis minor
Lineage: Eukaryota; Metazoa; Chordata; Mammalia; Perissodactyla; Rhinocerotidae
Gene: SLC26A9
Product: solute carrier family 26 member 9
Exons: 20
Coding region: 16-2391 (791 amino acids)
Biological process (GO): transmembrane transport
Cellular component (GO): membrane
Molecular function (GO): sulfate transmembrane transporter activity; oxalate transmembrane transporter activity; bicarbonate transmembrane transporter activity
Source: RefSeq, a predicted model, not a curated record